This is a messenger RNA of Coniophora puteana RWD-64-598 SS2, 1008 nucleotides long. RefSeq lists its product as uncharacterized. The transcript has 7 exons. The coding region runs from base 1 to 1008 and encodes 335 amino acids. The record is from RefSeq and is a predicted model, not a curated record. NCBI's taxonomy places the organism in Eukaryota, Fungi, Basidiomycota, Agaricomycetes, Boletales, Coniophoraceae.
AUGAGUGUAGACGAGCCUGUUAAUUAUGUUGAGGAAGCUGCUGAUCCAGAGGAACUUGAGUCUCUUGCCCCUCUUGCUUCAUUAUUUAGAAAUGCUGUCCAUGGCCAUUCUCGACAGUCGAACGAGGGAUUUGCUCAGGAUUUGUGGCAGCAGGUUUUAGCCAAGGCCUCAGCUGAGCAAGCUGAGAGAGCAGAUCUCGUCUCAGUCGAGGAUAGUUUCGAGGAGGAUUUCCUUGUUUCUGAGUUUGGGAAGAGAAUCUUUGCGCCACUUCCUGGUGAUAAGAGCAAGGCCUCAACUGAGCCUCUGCCUGAUAGCUCGACAUAUCCCUUCCGUAGCAAAGAAGACUUCAUCACGUCUCUUUUGUUCAGCUCACCUCGCAUGCCCUUCUCUGCUGCCCAGAAGUCGGCUGUGCUGAGCUGGGCAAAGGAGUUAGGUGCACCUCAUGUCCCUUCAUUAUACUCCAUCAACAAGUUGCAGGAUUUUCUUGCGGAGUUGGUUGGGAACCCCACACAAUGGAAGACCACAAAGUCUGGUGAUAUUUUCUAUCUCAAUAAUGUUGCGGAGGCCAUUGCAAAGGCAACUCCUCAACAGCUUGCUGAUUAUCCUGAGGACACCGGAGAACGUACAUCUGGUGUAUUCAAUGGUGAAAAGCUCCUCCUCGAAGCACCAUCACCUCCUGCCGUACAAGUCCUCGGGACCGUCUUCUUCAUCAAUGAACUCUUGCGUGACAGCAUGGAUAGCUACUUUAUUCCUGAAAGGUUCUUUUACGCCUUGUAUCCACUUGAUGAUCAGGACGAUAAACCAGAGAGGCAACUAGGGGGACAUGCCGCCGGGCCUGUUCACCCGGCCGAAGCAAAGCCGCCUCGAGGCGAUCACACAAAGUCCGCGUUUCUGGCCGCCGCCCAGCCGCCCGGUAUCACCUCUCAUGGACUUCACGCUCGGUUGGACGACGUCUGUCUCAUGGGCAUCUUCACGUUUUUGAAGUCGUGCUGGUCUCGAGGCCGCUGA